Molecule: messenger RNA, 892 nt
Organism: Hermetia illucens (black soldier fly)
Lineage: Eukaryota; Metazoa; Arthropoda; Insecta; Diptera; Stratiomyidae
Exons: 2
Coding region: 318-863 (181 amino acids)
Source: RefSeq, a predicted model, not a curated record
UCAAAAUCUCUAGUAGGUUUCUUCCAUUCAUUUUGGGUUAAUCUGUAUCUUUUGACAAUAACAUUCAUUUGUCUGACAGUAUGUCAUAUUAGUUAAUUAGUUAAUUAUUCUUAAAAAAAUACUGAUUGGGAACAACAUUUCAAUAUAUUUGGACUCGGAUAUUCAGAUUGUUUUUCAUCAUUCAUUCAGUGAUGUGGAAACCAAAUUAUAUUAUGUUCAAAUUACGAUUAUAAUACGAUGGCAAUCUAGGUAGAUCAGUUAUAUUACAAGUACUGAUUUGAUAAGAUUGGCUGAACUACGGGCUCCAACCAGCAGCAAUGGAAUUUUGGAUAAAAGCGUACGUUUUAGCAUUUAUUGUGAACGUGACGUUCUGCCAGAGAUGUUACUUCUUCACCUUUCAAAACUUCUCAUAUGGUGUUCCAGCUUCGGAAUAUCUGAAUCUGACCUUGAGUGUGGUCAAGGAAAUGUACUUCAACGCAGAAGCAAUGUUGUACAAAUCAAUAAACGAUCCUUACAUCAAAUUUGAUGUAAGUUCUUCUGCCAAGAAAAAGAGUGACGAAUUUCAUCUGAGAAAGACAAUGCGAUUCUGCGACUUCGGACGACUUGCAAAGUACAACACGAUUUUCCAGAUGAUAUCGGACGCUCUGGGCAAUACUACAAAUAUUCCAUUCCGAUGCCCCUUGAAUGCCGGCCAUUAUUAUAUACGGAAUUUUCGUUUGGAAGCAUCCGUUUUUCCGUAUCAGUUGUUUUAUAGUCAAAAGGCUUCGAUCUAUUUCCAAGCCAAGGUCUACUCGAAGGAAAGGAGUAAGUUGCUUGAAGUGGUUUACACUAAUUCCAAAUUUGCAAUUGAAAAGCGGUGUUGAAGGAUGGAUUUAGUGUUUAAUGUGGUGAA